Molecule: messenger RNA, 1662 nt
Organism: Cyclocybe aegerita
Lineage: Eukaryota; Fungi; Basidiomycota; Agaricomycetes; Agaricales; Hemipholiotaceae
Source: the annotation of a GenBank genome assembly
AUGCUUCGCCAGCUGCGUAAUACACGCUUCUUGUUUUCAAAGACGCGUAGACAUGUCCUGAUUAGUGUGGGCGUCGUGACUGCAAGUGGGGUUUUCGCCGCCCAUGGAUCGCGGCCAAUAUACGGCGAUGCCGGAAGGGAUGAAGAAAAAGACAAGUCGAAAGCGAAGAGUGCAGUCAACUCUUCUGUUAUUCGAGAACUACUAUUCUCGAACUUCAAGUCGCAAGUCGAGGGACGUCUUAGCUUCAAUGGGGAGGUUGCAGCAACCUCGGUAGAGACUCACAAUGGCACCUCGCGCGUGGAUGCAGCGGUAUUACCUUCCAAUAACCCAUGUGAAGACGCCAUGGUCGGCGGCCAUGUUCCCUUCUCCCCAACACUCGGCUUCACCUUCGUCGGAAUCUACGACGGGCACAACGGACCAGACAUGGCGACAGGUCUCGAACAACACCUGUCAGACCUCGUUGUCACCAAGCUCGCCGACCUGUAUUCCCAGCAUGCGAAGCUACCCAGCAGCCAUGGUAGUCUCGCAGACCGAAAACCCGGCGAGCCGCCAGAUCCUGUUCCUCCUGGCGAGGAAAUCGACGAGGCUAUCAAGCAAGCAUUUUGCGAGUUCGAUGACCUCUGUGUGCACGGCACCGCGCAGGCUGUCCUUGGGUUGGAUACAGAAGGCUACCGAGCCCUGUCCGGUGGCAUUGCUGCCCCCAUGUUCGAUGGCAAAUUCAAAGAGCCAAUGACACGCUCGGAAGCCCUGAGCCUCCUACGGAACGCCUACUCGGGCUCAUGUGCAAUCAUGGGCCUCUACAACACAUCCGAUAGGUCUCUUCGUGUGGCCCUUACGGGUGACUCGCGAGCAGUUCUGGGACGACGAGUAGAAGCCACCAAGGGCGCAAAGCCCGUUUACGAAACACAUAUUCUGACAGCGGACCAGAACGCGUCGAAUCCAUCCGAAGCUGCCCGUCUGAGCGCUCUGCAUCCCGAUGAGCCUGAACUACUCAAGAACAAGCGUGUCCUAGGCUGGGGCCCAGCGCGUGCGUUUGGAAACGGGUCAAUGAAAUGGUCAAUAGAGAUCCAGCGCAUGAUCCACGAGAAGUUCCUGGGAGACCGACCUCGCGAGAGUGUAUGCAAAACCCCACCAUACUUCACCGCUGAGCCAGUCAUCACGACCUUCAAGGGUGUCCGCAAAGGCGACUUCGCGGUAUUCGCCUCCGACGGGCUGUGGGAUUGUCUCGGAAACGAGGAGGUAGUCGGUCUGAUAGGGGAGUGGCUGGAAAAAAAUGGCAUCAAGGAAAAGGUUGACGGCCACGAAGUCAUGUUGCCACCAAAACUUCCUCAAAGUAUGGAAGUCAGUCUUUCAGAUGGCGCAUUGCAGGCUUCGUUCUUCAGGAAUGGGAAAAAAUCCACUGUCGACACGUUUUUGCCAUCUGAGCUGCCAGUAACCUAUCCGAAGGACUAUAAAGACACCACAGCAAUGUAUCGGUAUUGGAGGACAGAGAAGAAAUUCAUCUGUGCUCCAGAAGACGGUGACAAUGUUGCCGUUCAUUUAGUGCGGAACGCUGUGGGUGGUGCCGAUCGUGAUCUCUCGGAAGCUCUACUCAAAAUCAAGGGCGCUAGAUCAAGGAGAUUCCGGGAUGAUAUCUCAAUUGCUAUUGUAUUUUUCGACUAG